GCCUGCCCCGGUGGCGUGCCGGCGCAGCCCGCCGUGGGGAGGGGGCUUGCGCAGCGGGGCGGGCGAGACUUGCCCUGCCGGCUGCCGAAGUUGCGCCCUGGAAAAUAAAACCGUUGCGGCCGCUUAGAGCCAGACGGUGUGAGCAGGGGAGCGUGUUUCGGCACACGGUAAAUCCGGCGACUUCAGAGAAGAGCAACCCAGCAGCUCGGUACUUCCUUCUGCUGAUAAGAUCUUCGCCUGCGCUCGUCACGGGUGGCGGAGUCGCGGCCGCUCGCUGCCCCACUUGAACUGGUUUCAGACUCCUCCCGAAGCGAGACGGGGAGCGGGAGAGCAGCGAGGUGGGAGGAGGCGAUGCACGGAGCUGCGCUGCUGCCUCUGACGCCCUCCGCCCCGCGUAGCCCCGCUCGCUGCGCUCCUAGCAGAGGCGGCCGGGCGGCGGAGCCGCGGCUGACACCGACAUGGGAACGUUAGGAAAAAGAAAAGAAAAAAAGAAUUCUCACCAGGCAUGCAGCACCGCCUCUGAAUCGGCACUUGAGCUGAAGCAGAUCAGUCAUUGUCUCAGUGGCUCCAAUCUUACCCAGGUCGCGAUGGUGCCCUUGGGGCACUUAGCCAAAGGAGCCACAUUGGAAGACCUUCUGGAAACCUGCAUUCAAUCUUUUGAUUUAGAAGGAAAUGCUUCUCAGAACAACCAGCUGCUGAAGAUCAUCCUGGCCAUGCAUCAGUUCAUCAUUUCCUCUGCAGACAUGCUUCAGAAACUCAUUGAUCUCUACCUGAACGCCUUAGAAAAGAAAUCUUCCAUCCUCUGUGUAAAGAUCUGCUAUUUUGUGAGGUACUGGAUUACAGAGUUCUGGGUUAUGUUCAAAAUGGACUCUAAGCUAUCCACAACUAUGGAGGAAUUUCAGCAGCUGGUUAAAGCCAAUGGGGAGGAGCUGCACUGUCGUCUGAUCGACACAACUCAAAUAAAUUCUAGGGAUUGGUCUAGGAAGCUGACACAGCGUGUCAAGGCCAACAGCAGUAAGAAAAGGAAAGUCUCCCUUCUCUUUGAUCACCUGGAGCCAGAGGAGCUGUCAGACCACCUCACCUACCUGGAGUUUAAGUCUUUCAGGAGAAUAUCAUUCUCAGAUUAUCAGAACUACAUUGUGAACAGCUCUGUGAAGGAGAAUCCAACCAUGGAAAGAUCAAUUGCUCUUUGCAAUGGCAUCUCCCAGUGGGUGCAGCUCAUGGUUCUCAGCAGACCAACACCACAGCUUCGGGCUGAAGUCUUUAUCAAGUUCAUUCAUGUUGCACAGAAGCUCCACCAAUUGCAGAAUUUCAAUACAUUAAUGGCAGUGAUAGGAGGCCUCUGUCACAGUUCCAUUUCCAGACUCAAGGAAACAAGCUCCUGCGUUCCUCAUGAUGUAAUUAAGGUGUUCAAUGAAAUGACAGAGCUGCUCUCCUCCUACAGAAACUACGACAGCUACCGACGUGCCUACAAUGAGUGCAGUAACUUUAAGAUCCCAAUCCUGGGGGUCCACCUGAAAGACUUGAUAUCACUUCAUGAGGGCAUGCCAGACUACUUGGAGGACAACAAAAUUAACAUAUACAAACUCUACUCUCUCUAUAACCACAUUGAUGAGCUGGUGCAGCUCCAGGAAAUGCCACUUCCCCUGGAGGCUAAUAUGGACCUUGUUCAUCUCCUUACACUGUCCCUUGAUCUUUACUACACCGAAGAUGAGAUCUAUGAGCUGUCCUAUGCACGAGAGCCACGGAGCCACCGAGCGGCUCCUCUGACACCUUCCAGACCAGCAGUAGUUGCAGACUGGGCUUCAGGAGUAGCCCCCAGACCUGAUCCAAAAACCAUCAGCAAACAUGUUCAGAGGAUGGUAGACUCUGUCUUCAAAAACUACGACCACGACCAGGAUGGAUACAUCUCCCAGGAGGAAUUUGAGAAGAUAGCUGCCAGCUUUCCCUUUUCAUUUUGUGUAAUGGCUAAGGACUGGGAAGGUCUGAUCAGCAGGGAUGAAAUCACAGCUUACUUCAUGAGAGCCAGCUCAAUCUAUUCCAAAUUAGGACUUGGCUUUGCCCACAACUUUCAAGAGACCACUUACUUAAGGCCUACUUUCUGUGACAACUGUGCUGGAUUUCUGUGGGGAGUCAUUAAACAAGGAUACAGAUGCAAAGACUGUGGAAUGAACUGUCACAAGCAAUGCAAAGACCUGAUUGUGAUAGAGUGCAAGAGAAGACCCAAAACUCCACUUGCAGACAGCAGCCCAACUUCUGCUCUUGCUUCAAGCCUCUGCCCAGUAGGAGUCAAAGAACAAUUCCACGGACAAGAAGAAGGACCAUUCACAUUCCCUAAUGGAGAAGUAGUGGAGCACAAUGAAGACAGCAAGGACCGAACCAUUAUGCUCAUGGGUUCCUCAGCUCAGAAGAUCUCAGUCAGACUGAAACCAGCUGUGGUUCACAAAAGCACACAGACUGAUCUCAUCCUGCUGGCUGGGGAUGUGUCUCGCAGGCAGGCGAAGAAAGAACAGAGGGUCCCAGAUACCCCUUGCUACCUGCAGGCUGCUCCAGCAUCCCCCUGCCCAAGCCCACUGCUGGGCCGCAGGAAAGCCUAUGUUAAAUGGGAAAACAAGGACUGCAGCCACAGGACAAAGGAAGAGCAUCCCAGCUGCAAGCCCUCCUACCAGGAGCUGGAGCAGGAAAGAAAUACUCUAAGGGCAGUCAAUGAAGGCUUAAAGAUCCAGCUGGAACAGGCACACAAAACAAUUGAGUCGCUCACAAUCCAGAGAAGAAACCAUGUAGUCCACAACCUACAACACAGAGACUGCUCCUAGCAGGCAAGAAAGGAAAUCUCCCGUGGAGGAAUGUAAGACUGAAGGGUGGGGUUGUGCUGAAGCUGCUUUACCAAGUGAACUGGAGAGCCUGAGGGACGUUGAACAGGAAUACUCUCUUUAUUCCACGUUUCCCUAUUCAGAAGACACCCCCCAGUACACAGACCUAUUCCUCUGCCUUGUAAAAGCAACUUAGUGUCACCUGUGUAAGGAGAAGAGAAACAUCUGGGUCUGCUUGGAAAAGAAAUGAGGUUGGUGCUGAAGUUUCUGCUCAUGGCGAAGGCUGUGUGGACUGGCCAGCAUCUUGGCUGCCAGCAGCACACAUUCCUCUACAAGUGUUGUGACAAAGGAGCUAUUGAUGAGCCUGGGCCCCCACAGAUUUGGCCCAGAUACAGAAAGAAAUGUUCAAUAUAAAGCUGAGUAUUUAAGUAAAAUUGUAGAAUGUUCCCCUGAGGGAAACAGGUCCUUCUCCUGGUGGCUGAAACCACCUCAGAUCAUGUCCUGCUAUCUUAAGUUGCAAAAGCUGGAGGAGAAUGUUACAGGAAGGAGUUAAGCUCAUGGAACCUGAUUGCUUAUUAGUACACCUUAAGACAAAGUGAAAUGGUUUUCAACCCUCUUUCAGAGCUGUGGAAGUCCUGCUGCCCAAAGGCUGACCUUGUCUAAGGGAAACUGGAUGAGCCCAGGGUUACUUUGAAUACUGCUUCCAGCUCUGUGCUGCAGCUUGGGACACCCUGUCCUACUCAUCUGGCUUAAGGAGUAACUUGAGCAUACAGGGUAGGUACCAUAGAAUGGUUUGGGCUGGAAGUGACCUCCAAAAGUCAUCCAGUCCAACCCCCUGCAGUCAGCAGGGACAUCCUCCACUAGAUCAGGUUGCCCAGAGCCCUGCUGAGCAUCACCUUGAGUAUCUCCAGGGAUGGAGCCUCAACCACCUCCUCAGGUAACCUGGUGGCAGUGUUUGGCACCCUCAUGGUGCAGAACACAUUCAAUCCAAUCUGCUCUGCUCUCAUUUCAAACCACUACCCUCAUCUUGUCCCCACAGCCCUUUGCAGCCUUCUCUUCUCCAAGCUGAACACCCCCAGCUCUCUCAGCCUGUCCUUGUAGCAGAGGUGUUCCAGCCCUUGGACCAUCCUUAUGGCCUUCCUCUGGACUAGCUCUAUCAGGUCCAUGUCCUUCCUGUGUUGAAGGCCUCACAGCUGGACACAGCACUGCAGGUGAGGUGUCCCCAGAGCAGAGGGUCAGGAUCGCCUCUCUCCAUCUCUGGCCACAUUGCUUUGGGUGCAGCCCAGGCAGCCUUUGACCUUCUGUGCUGCAAGCUCACACUAUUGGCUAUUGUGCAGCUUCUCAUCCAUCAGCACCCCCAAGCCCUUUUCUGCAGGGCUGCUCUCAAUCUCACCAUGCCUCAGCCUGGAUGCCUAUGUAGGAUUGCCCCAGGGUGCAGGACCUUACACUUUGCCUUAUUGAACCUGAUGAGAUUCUCCUCAGCCACCUUUCCAGCCUGUCCUGAUAACAUAGCUUAAAGACUAACUUGUUCCUCACAGCGGAUAUGGGACAAAGUUACUUCUCUCAUGGCCAGUGUAUACCAUUGUUGAACAGAACCUCAAGGGCCACCCUCUGAGGGAAAAUGUCCAGCAUUCCCAGGGCAACAGUUACUGUAUUCCAGAGCGCUUUAACAUCUGGUUCUAUCCAAGGUUUCUCCAUUGUCUUUCUCCUCGAUUCACUUGCACUUUAAGUAAAGAGUCAAGGUGAGAAUGCUCUUACCUGUGUAAAUUCUGUACAGGAAAAGGUGCUAGGGAAGCAACUUAGUGUGCUUAAAGCUACAAAGUGUAAACAUUGUCAAGAGGCAACAGAACAGUCAAGUUCCUGCUCAAUCUCCUUGUCAGAGGAGUCAGUUUGCAUCCCAAGAGAAUUUCUGCACUUGUAUAAAGUUUGCUUGCCUUUAUCCUGCAGGGAUUUGCCAUCACACCUUUAAACAUCAUCAGAAACUUGGGACUUAGGCAUCUUAAUCUACAAACUCCACUUAAUGCUCCUCAAACCUUGUCAGUUACUGGUCCAUGGUAGAUGGAAUUGUAGUCAGCCUCUUCCAGUAGCAUGUGUGCUUUGUGUUCCAGGUGCUGUAGAUGUAUGCUUCAGCCACUGUUGACAGCAAUUGUCAACUGAGACAGACUUAUUUAAAUAAUAAUAUUUUAAAAAGGCCUUUUGAAACUUUUUGCCAGCUUAGUGAUUUAAAAUUCUUGGUUUGACCUUGGAUUGUGCUACGUAAAGUAAAAUAUAAGUUUAAAAAAAAAUAGGAGGCAAAUAUAUUUUCUCUUUCCUCUCUGUAAAUAAAUGAAAUGCAGAGGACAAACCCCCAGCAACUGUGAAGGUCUUCCUCAUACACUAAACCCUCAUGAUUAACAAUUCAGCAUAGGCUUGCACUCUGACUGAAGCCACCAGGAUAGUUUUGAGGUCCCUUUUGCAAACUUGCUUUGCCCUUUUUUUCCUUUAAGCUGCUUCAUUUUUGGCCCGUUAAUUCAAGGAAGCAGAGCAAGAGGUAUUUUUAAGAGGCAUCUGUACAGAGCA
This is a messenger RNA of Pogoniulus pusillus (Red-fronted tinkerbird), 5372 nucleotides long. It is a transcript of the gene RASGRP1, whose product is annotated as RAS guanyl releasing protein 1. Gene Ontology annotation, biological process: Ras protein signal transduction; positive regulation of GTPase activity. The coding region runs from base 459 to 2816 and encodes 785 amino acids. Gene Ontology annotation, molecular function: calcium ion binding; guanyl-nucleotide exchange factor activity. Lineage: Eukaryota; Metazoa; Chordata; Aves; Piciformes; Lybiidae. The record is from RefSeq and is a predicted model, not a curated record. The transcript has 17 exons. Gene Ontology annotation, cellular component: plasma membrane.